UGCUGUUCUCCCGAUUGGUUUCAGCUGGCAGCAUCCAGUCAGCCCAUGCAUGGACCGGAGAGACUAAAACCGUCCAGACAAACAGACUGGCAGACAGACUAGGUUCAAGUUCCAGUCUUGUCUUGUCUUGGAGUCAAAUCGGGCAAUGCUGGCAGUCCCCACCUGCUGCUGCUGUUGCUGCUAUACUCAAUCCCUCGCCUUGACUUCAUUUCCCCUCUUCGUUCCUCGAACCCCUCCAUCCGAUCGACUCGUUGCUGGCAUUCAAAUAGCCUCGUGUUUCCCCUCGACAAUGUUCUUGCCUUCAUCUCAUCUCAUCUGCUCUUCAUCUCUCCCACACUUCCACAGAUAACCCACCUGAUCUCUUCCUCGUUUCCCUCUAUACCCUUUCAUCAUCCUCAUACCACACAUCAAGCACUAUGGCUGCCAACCUCCCCAAGACCAUGAAGGCCCUCCGUUACGAGGAGCCCUUGAAGCACGGCAUUGCCGAGGUUCCCCUUCCCACUAUCCGUGACAACGAUGUCUUGAUCAAGGUCAAGGCUUGCGGUGUCUGCGGUACCGAUUUGCACAUUCACGAGGGUGAAUUCAUUGCCAAGUUCCCUCUCGUUCCCGGUCACGAGACGGUCGGUGUUGUCGCUGCCGUCGGCUCCAAGGUCAAGGGCUUCGAGAUUGGUGAGCGUGUGGUGGCCGACAACUCCGAGCUGUGCGGCGAGUGCUUCUACUGCCGUCGGGGUGAUGAGUUGUUCUGCGAGAACUUCCAGGCUCACGGUGUCACCAUGAACGGUGGCUUUGCCGAAUACUGCGCCUACCCUGCUGGCAGGGUGUUCAAGAUUAAGAACCUCUCGGAUGUGGACGCCACUCUCCUGGAGCCCGCUUCCUGCGCCGCUCACGGUCUCGACAAGAUCGCCCCGAAGAUGGGCUCGUCGGUUCUGUUGUUCGGUGCCGGUCCCACUGGUCUGAUCCUGGCUCAGUUGCUCCGUCAAUGCGGUGGCUGCCGUGUCGUCGUUGCUGCCCCCGAGGGUCUCAAGAUGGACCUGGCUAAGUCCCUCGAUGCCGGUGAUGAGUACGUUGCUCUCUCCCGCAGCGACCCCAGCGCACAGUUCCAGAAGCUCAAGGACGAGAAUCCCUAUGGCUUCGACAUUGUCGUCGAGGCUACUGGUAGCGUCAAGAUCCUGGAGGACUCGAUCAACUAUGUCCGCCGUGGUGGUAAGCUUGUCGUGUACGGUGUGUACUCCGGCAAGGACCGUGUCUCUUGGCCCCCUAGCAAGAUCUUCGGCGACGAGAUCACCAUCCUGGGUAGCUUCUCCGAGGUGUACAAGUUCCCCGCUGCCAUUGACUACUUGGACUCUGGCAAGGUCAAGGUCAAGGGCAUUGUCAACAAGGUGUUCAAGAUUGAGGAGUGGGAGAAGUGCUUGGAGAGCAUGAAGAACAAGUCUGCCAUCAAGGCGGCCAUCACUUUUGAUUAGAUUAGCAUAGCUGGCUGUGCUUUCUAGGUAAUGACUGACGAAUAAAU
This is a messenger RNA of Aspergillus homomorphus CBS 101889, 1510 nucleotides long. RefSeq names its product zinc-dependent alcohol dehydrogenase family protein. Gene Ontology annotation, molecular function: zinc ion binding; oxidoreductase activity. NCBI's taxonomy places the organism in Eukaryota, Fungi, Ascomycota, Eurotiomycetes, Eurotiales, Aspergillaceae. The coding region runs from base 417 to 1463 and encodes 348 amino acids. The record is from RefSeq and is a predicted model, not a curated record. The transcript is spliced from 7 exons.